AGGCAAACUGUAAUUUCAAACUACAAUUUCAGAUUUGUUUAUUUUGACGAUAUAGUUGCAUAGUUUGUUUUCUAAACCGCUUAGAAGCACUACAUCCUGACAUGUUGACUAAGACAAUUCUUAUUUGGGCGGCUAUUUUGCUCACUGUUUUUAUUUCGACAGGAAAUUGCAGGUUGACGGAGAAGCAGGUGGCGGCAGCUGUAAAACUGGUGAGAAAUAUGUGCAUGGGGAAGUCCAAAGUUAAUCCAGAAGACAUCGAAAAAAUGCAUCAAGGCAAUUGGGAUGUUGAUUAUGAAGCUCAGUGCUAUAUGUGGUGUGGCUUUAAUAUGUACAAAAUGCUUGACAAGGAGAAUCAUUUUGACAAAAAAUCUGCGCUGCAGCAAAUGGAGCAACUUCCAAUCGACCUGCAAGAUUAUGUCAUUAAAUGUAUGGGCCAAUGCGAAAAUGCAGUGACAAAUUUCGACGACAAAUGCGUGGUUGCAUUCGAAUACUCCAAAUGCCUGUAUUUCUGUGAUCCAGAGAAAUACUUCCUUCCAUAAACGGUGUGCCGAUAGAAGAUAUUAAGCAAAUAAAUAUGAAGAGACAUGGAAAAUUAUAAAAUUCAAAAUUAUUCGAUACCCAUAUUUGUCAUGCGUAGAAAUAACAAUAAUAGUGUUAGAGGUGGUAAUAGAAAUAUCUGAGUUACUAGUCAGGAAAUAAAAUUAGUUUAUCGAA
Dendroctonus ponderosae (mountain pine beetle) is the source of this 714-nucleotide messenger RNA. RefSeq lists its product as uncharacterized. The transcript has 7 exons. The record is from RefSeq and is a predicted model, not a curated record. NCBI's taxonomy places the organism in Eukaryota, Metazoa, Arthropoda, Insecta, Coleoptera, Curculionidae. Gene Ontology annotation, molecular function: odorant binding. The coding region runs from base 102 to 539 and encodes 145 amino acids.